Molecule: messenger RNA, 3541 nt
Organism: Nicotiana tabacum (common tobacco)
Lineage: Eukaryota; Viridiplantae; Streptophyta; Magnoliopsida; Solanales; Solanaceae
Product: G-type lectin S-receptor-like serine/threonine-protein kinase At4g03230
Biological process (GO): protein phosphorylation; recognition of pollen
Cellular component (GO): plasma membrane
Molecular function (GO): protein serine/threonine kinase activity; ATP binding
Source: RefSeq, a predicted model, not a curated record
UUAUAUUGUUUUUGGAAUUUUACCGUUCUUAUUGCCAAACGCCCACUAGAUGUAUUAGUUGGCUAGUGAAUUUUAAAACAAAAAUGAAUUUAAUAUGAAAAAUAAAAGAACGACCAUUGACUUGGUCAAUUUGGCAAAAAGCUGUCACAAUGGAAAUUAAAGCGCUGUCGGAAUUAACCCGGAACUGUCUCAGUUAAUUAUUUAGUCAUGUAAGCUCUUCCUAGUGAAGUGAAAUAGAGCUACCCCUUUGAAUGUUUUUCAGUUUACUAAAAUACCAUAAAAAAAAUGCUCUCGGCUCAAUUGCAUAGCCAUAUACAAUUAAGUAAUUUUCUCCAUCUGCUGUUUGCACUCUUGAUUAUUUCGUGUCACUUAAAAUGUGAUGCAAGGAAUACCAUCAAUGGAAGCAGUAAGUUAGUUGACAAUGGAGAAACUCUCGUAUCUACUGGAAAAAAGUUCGAAAUGGGAUUCUAUUCUAAUGACGGAGAUCAGUUUAAUAGAUAUGUUGGAAUAUGGUAUUACAAUUUGAGUCCCAAAACCAUUGUAUGGGUUGCAAAUUUGAAUAAGCCAAUUCCAGUUUCAAGAAUCAAGAAUGAGGAUAUUUCUGUUGCUGUUGCCGAAGAUGGUAACCUCAAAGUGUGGAAUUCAUAUAAUGCACACGCUUAUUUCUCCACACAACUAGAAAUUAGUGCUUCAAAAAGGAGAGUAGAGCUCUUGGAUUCAGGGAACUUGGUUUUAGUUGAUGAAUCAGGAGCUAAACUAUGGCAAAGUUUUCUGAAUCCAACUGAUACUUUUCUUCCUGGAAUGAAAAUGGAUAGGGGCUUGAAGUUGACUGACUUCAGAAGUGGCUUCACAUUUCAACUAGAGCAAGCAAACAACAAGAAAUAUGUCAUACUUAAAGAUGGUGGCAUUUACUGGAAAGGGUCUGUAAGUACUUCUGGAUCUUUCGGUUUCAGUGAAAUGCCCGCGUAUAUCGCCAACAUGUUAUCCAAUUUCACAGAGAAUAACACUGUCGAUUCCAGUUAUGCCAACAGCAUUUUCGAAAGGACUAGACUCUUAAUGAACUCUUCCGGAGAAAUACAAUUCUACAGUUGGGAUAAGGAGAGUAGUCAAUGGUCUUUGAUGUGGUUAGCGCCAAAAGAUACAUGCGAUGUGUAUAAAAAAUGCGGGAAAUUUGGCAUUUGCAACAGCAACCAUGUGUCAUCAUUAUGCAAAUGUUUGCCUGGAUUUGAGCCUGAUUCUCCAGAAAAUUUACGAGCAGGAGAAUUUUCAGGUGGUUGUUCGAGGAUGUCAGUUAACUCUUGCGAAGAAGACAAUGUAGGCAAACUUGACACGUUCUUGGAUCUGAGGUCAAUGAAAUUUGCUAGUCCAGACCGGUUACAUACUAACACUAAUACCAGUGACGACUGCAGGAGACUUUGUUUACGCGAUUGCCAGUGCCAAGCCUAUACUUAUGAUAAUUUUGUAUGUGGGAUUUGGUUGUCUAUUCUCAAGAAUCUCCAGGAGAACUAUAGUGGUGGCUUCAACCUCUCUAUCCGCGUUGCCACGUCCAAUAUUGAAGCAACGGCGAGAGAUUGCAAGCCUUGUGGCACAAACCUAAUACCAUAUCCAUUAAGCAUCGGACCAGAUUGUGGAGAUCCUUUGUAUUAUAGUUUCUCAUGUGAUGAUUUAGCUGGUCAAGUAAGUUUCCAGACAUUGAAUGGCAACUAUACCGUUGUUAACUUUAAUAAGGGAAACAGAACGUUUGUUAUAGAAGCUGCACAUAAUGAGUCUGUUGGUAAUUGUGAUGACAAAGGGCCAGUAACAGAAAUUUUUCGGCUCAACCAGUCGUCGCCUUUUAAGGCGAUAGACUGGUGUUACAAUGCCAAAAAGCAUCUUACUUCAGAACCUUUAAGUCGAGGGAAUGAUUUAAUAUUGAUCAGUUGGAAACCGCCAUUGGAGCCAGUUUGUACUACUUCAGAAGACUGCAUUGAUUGGCCAAAUUCAACUUGCAAUAUAACAGAACAAGGAGAGAGAAAAUGUAUAUGCAAACCUGAUUAUAAAUGGAAUGGUUUGAGCUUAAAUUGUACCUUAGUCUCAGAACUUGCAAUACAAGUACCACUAAACAGAAAGCUGGCACCCUCGCGGAAUCAUGAGAGAGCCCUUGUUAUUUCCAUCUCUGUAAUUCUCGGAGUUAUAAUUUUGUGUGCCACUAGUUAUAUAAUUUACCUGAACAAAAGAGUAGCAAGUACAGAAGCCAGAGAAAUUGUUUUGGGGAAUCCUAUGGAGUACUUGCCUCGUAGAGGAAGUUUCGAUGAAGAUUUGAUUACUGAAGAUGAUAAGAGACAGAUUGAUGUCCCUUUUUUCAGCUUGAAUAGCAUACUAGUUGCUACAGACAACUUCUCGAAUGCAACUAAGCUCGGGCGAGGUGGAUUUGGACCUGUUUAUAAGGGUAAGUUUCCUGAAGGUGCAGACAUGGCAGUGAAAAGGUUGUCAUGUCAUUCCGGACAAGGUGUUGAAGAAUUUAAAACUGAAGUAAUGUUAAUUGCCAAACUGCAGCACAGAAAUUUAGUCAGGCUUCUUGGCUAUUGUGUUGAGGGAAAUGAAAAGAUUUUAUUGUAUGAAUAUAUGCCCAACAAAAGCUUGGAUACGUUUAUAUUCGAUCAUACAUUCUGCCAAUUAUUGGACUGGAGGAUUCGUUUUGAAAUUAUAUUGGAUAUUGCUCGAGGGCUUCUUUAUCUUCACCAAGACUCAAGGCUAAGGAUCAUUCAUAGAGAUUUAAAGACAAGCAACAUAUUGUUAGAUGAAGAAAUGAAUGCCAAAAUAUCAGAUUUUGGCUUGGCAAGGAUUAUUGAAGGCAAAAGUACAGAAGCUAAUACUAACAGAGUUGUUGGAACUUAUGGCUACAUGUCACCGGAGUAUGCGUUGGAAGGACUCUUUUCGAUCAAGUCCGAUGUAUUUGCCUUUGGAGUUGUUGUACUCGAAAUCAUAAGUGGGAAGAGAAACAUGGAAUUUUUUGAAGAUGUAAACCUCACAGGUUAUGUAUGGAGACUAUGGAUGAAAGACAAGGCAAUAGACAUAAUAGAUCAAACCAUUGUAGAAUCGUGCGAUGACAAGGAAGUGAUAAAGUGCGUAAAUGUUGCACUUCUAUGUGUGCAAGAAGAUCAAGGUGAUCGUCCCACAAUGUCAAAUGUAGUCCUUAUGCUUGGAGGUGAAAGCAUGACUCUUCCGCGACCAAAUCAACCAUCUUUUAUUACGCGAAGAAACGCUGCUGCUGGUAGUACAUCUUCUUCUUCUUCUAAGAUGUACAGCACUUCCAACAAAGAGUUGACGAUAACUCAUGACGAAGAAGGCCGAUGACAUAGAUGUAAAUGCACGACGAAUAAGUUAAACAGUUUUUAAAGAAAUUAUCUGCUGCAGCUUUUAUUUUAACUCAAUGUGAAUCUUUCUUUCAUUUAACUGUUUUGGCGCGCAGAAUUAAUAACUGAUUGUAUUGGUUCCCACAAGUGACAACGUAUCACUAGAAUUUAUGGUUAUCUUCUUUGCUUAUCCACGCCUUUUUUUC